This is a messenger RNA of Eupeodes corollae, 4950 nucleotides long. RefSeq lists its product as uncharacterized. The transcript has a single exon. The record is from RefSeq and is a predicted model, not a curated record. NCBI's taxonomy places the organism in Eukaryota, Metazoa, Arthropoda, Insecta, Diptera, Syrphidae. Bases 1 to 4950 code for a protein of 1649 amino acids.
AUGUCUUCGUCGCAACAAGAAGAAGCUCAUCAAGACAAUCCUGCGCAAGAACUCAAUGAUCAGCCGCAGCAGCAACACCAGCAGGCAUUGAAUGAGCAGCAGCAGCAAACAGAAGUGCUUAAUGAACAGCAGCAGUCCAAUCAAAAGGGAUUCCAAAAUCGACAUCGAGAUGCGAGAUGCAAAAUUUGUGGACAACGCUACAACGACCAGAUGGUUCUGUGCGAUGGGGUAUGUAAAAAAUGGUAUCAUUUAGAUUGCGUAGAUAUAAGUAGUAGUCGGGCAGAGGAAUUAUUUAAGUGGUUUUGUGACGAUUGCUCAGUUAUUCACAUGAGAAAAAUUGAUGCACUGCACCAAAAAAUUAUUCUCCAAAUCAAAGAAGUUGAGCGUAAUGUUAUGUAUAAAAAGCGUCAGACAACAAUUGACAGCUCAUAUAAAAAAUGGUUAGGUAUGAAAAAUGGGUAUAUAAAAUUAAUAGGUGUGUAUGAAGACAGUGAGGGGAAUCCGCUUCCAGAACCGAGGUUACAACUGAAUGAGGCAAGAGAGGGAAGUGAAGCCGGCAGACGAUCGAACUCGUCCAUUAACAGCCGGUCGUCACAACGAAGCCUACGUUUUAAUCUCUUGCAACAACAAAGGGACCUCCUAAAGGAACAACGCGAUAACUUGCGAAAAGAUGAAGAGCUUAUUAAACGUCAAGAGGAACUUUUUAAUGAGCUAUCAGACGAGGUGAGUGAUGAAGAAGUUGACGGCGAUUGUGAGUCAGGCGAUCAACAACGAGGUCGAACCGUGAUCGCUUCAGCAGUUCCAGCAUUCAAACCAUCCGCUGUCAAAGUAGCAGAUUCAGCUUUCAAACCAACAGCAUCUACCUUCAAGCCAUCAGCUCCAGCGUUCAUACCACAGCAACCGUUCACUUCGAUGACUCCAGCAUUCACUUCCACAAUCCCAGCGUUCACCUCGAUGACUCCAGCGUUCACCUCGAUGACUCCAGCGUUCACCUCGAUGACUCCAGCGUUCACUUCAGUGACAACAGCGUUCGCUUCAGCAGUUCCAUCGUUCACCUCAGCGAAUCCAGCGCUCACAUCAGCUUUCACACCAGCUCCACUGUCGUCAACAACGUAUUUCAACUCACCACAACUAGACUCGAGGCAACUAGCUGCAAGAAAAAUUUAUAAAGAGCUUCCAACAUUCACGGGUAGCCCAGAAGAAUGGCCACUCUUCAAGCGCAUGUAUGAGCAAUCAACUCAAGCAUGCGGAUUCAGCGUAGAAGAAAAUCUAAUGCGCUUCCAAAGGGCCCUGAAAGGGAGAGCACGUGAAUUAGUUUCGAGCCAAUUAGUUGAGCCGUCAUGUGUGCCGCAAAUAAUGAUUUGUUUGCAGAUGGCCUUCGGGCAACCAAAUAUUAUUUUGCAGAAUCAAAUUGACAAUAUAAGUAGACUUCCUACAGUCAAAGCUGAGAAGUUAGAGUCUAUCGUUGAAUUUUCAACGGCUGUAACGAAUCUCAAUGCAGUGAUGAAGGCCUCAAAUCUUGAAGGGCAAUAUGACAACCCGUUACUUCUUAAGGAGCUUUUAAAGAAACUCACCAAUGAUAUGAAGAUGAGGUGGGCUACAUAUUCUUUGGAGAGCCAAACACGGGGUGUAUUGGCGUUCGGCACCUGGCUACAACUGGAAACGCAGAAAGUUUUUGAAGUAUUAACAAGUUCCGAUAUGACUUGGCCAUUGUUCAAUUCUGCCAUCAAAAGAGACACAGGGCGAAAUGAUAGGACGAUUAAAGAGGCUAGAGUCAACGUUCACGUUCAAACCAAGCAAACUGCAGAAUGUUUAGUAUGUGGUAAAAAGUGCAAAAGCAUUGAGUGCUGUGAAGAAUUCAAAGAAAUGAACUCUUUAGCAAGAUGGGAGAAGGUGAAAGAACUGAAACUCUGUCGUCAGUGUUUGACCGUCCAUACAAUGAAGUAUCCAUUUGUAUGUAAGAAGGCGGUCAGAUGUGACGUUUCUGGUUGCAAAAGAAGACACCACCCAUUGAUGCACCAAGUCGUCGAUGGUAUCGUAAACCCUCCUAUUGUAGUUACUUCUCAAAAUAGCCAUACUAAUGAAUGUGAUUGUUUCCAAUUUCAAUACAUCCCAGUGACCUUACGACACGGCAACAAGAAGGUAACAACUAUGGCCUUUCUAGAUGGUGGAUCUAGUGGAACUAGAAUCGAAGACAGUGUAGCCAAUCAAUUGGGUCUUACCGGUCCCAAAGUUAUUUUGCAUCUUAAAUGGACAGCAAAUGUCCGUCGGCAAGAGGAAUCUAAAAAGGUCUCAAUGUUCAUAUCUGGGGCUUACAAUGGCGCAAAGGAGUACGCAAUUCCCGUGGCACACACCAUUCAAGAGCUUAACUUACCAAGGCAGACUCUCAACUAUGAAGAAUUAGCAAGCAAGCAUCCUCACCUUCGUGGCCUUCCAGUAACUUCAUACUUUGGAGAACAACCAAGAAUUAUGAUUGGAAUGAGUGACUGGCAUCUCGCUCUUCCAAGUAAAACCAGAAUAGCUGGCCAAAAUGAUCCUGUGGCCACCAAGAACAAAUUGGGAUGGUCUGUGUUUGGAUCGCGGAGCUCGUCCCAAAGCCAAAGUAUAAAUUAUCAUAUUCAAGAAUAUGCCGAAAAAGAUGAUGAGAAUCUAAGCGAGAUGAUGAGAUAUUUCUUCGCAGUGGAUAGCCUGGGUGUGAAGAUACCUUUUUAUGAAGCCACGUCCAAAGAUGAACGCAGAGCUAAGGACAUCAUGGAGAAGACAGCUAUGUUUAAUGGGGAACGAUUUGAGAUCGGACUGCUUUGGCGAUACGAUGAUCCUGUGCUACCAGAUAGUAUGCCCAUGGCCAAACUCAGGCAGCUAGCACUCGAUCGAAAACUCAAAAAAUCUCCAUCAUUAAGAAACAGUAUGAAUCAACAAAUGGAAAGCUAUAUGAAGAGAGGUUAUGUCCGAAAGUUAUCACCCAAAGAGUUAAACGAAGAACAUAAGCGGAUCUGGUAUCUGCCACUCUUCCCUGUAUCCAAUCCCAAUAAACCCGAAAAAGUAAGGGUAGUCUGGGAUGCAGCAGCUAAAGUUAAUGGAGUGUGUCUCAAUUCGUUUUUAGGAAAGGGGCCUGAUCAACUUCCCUCACUUUUCGGUAUUCUGCUAAGGUUUAGACAGAAUGCUGUGGCCAUCAGUGGAGACAUAGAAGAGAUGUUCCACCAGAUAGAGAUUUCACCCGAGGAUCGACAUGCCUGUAGAUUUUUAUGGGAUGAUGGUACUGGCGUAGCAGUAUACAUCACACAAGUCAUGACGUUUGGCGCGUCUUGUUCCCCAAGCUGCGCUCAAUUUGUGAAAAAUAAAAACGCUGAAAGAUUUAUUGAAGAACACCCUCGAGCCGUAGAAGCAAUUAUCAAUAAUCAUUACGUCGACGAUUUACUGGACAGUGUUAAUACUUCAGAGGAAGCAAUAACCCUUGCUAAGGAUGUAAAGAUGAUUCACUCGGCUGGUGGGUUUCACAUUCGAAAAUGGAAGUCCAACUCAAGAGAAGUGACGGCUGCGAUGAACGAAAUUACGUCAACGCCCGAUAAUCGAAUCGAUCUUGAUAAAGAACCAAUGUACUCCACUGAGAAAGUUCUUGGAAUGUGGUGGGAUACCGAGAGUGACUCGUUUACCUUCUCCUUAAAGUUUAACAAAGGAAACCAGGAAGUCCUCAAGGGUGCCAUAAAACCAACCAAGCGGGAGAUGCUAAGAAUCAUGAUGUCGAUCUUCGAUCCUCUGGGUUUAAUUGGCCAUUUUACGAGUUAUUUGAAAGUUUUGAUGCAAGAUGUAUGGCGGUCCAGAGUUAGUUGGGACGACGAGAUCUUAGACGAACAUCAAGAAGACUGGCUACGCUGGUUACGUGAACUACAGAAAGUUCAAUCUGUUUUCAUCCCAAGAUGUUAUGCAGCUGGGAUAGUAUGGGAAAUUUCCGAGACUCAGCUCCACGUAUUCGUUGAUGCCAGUAAGAAUUGCAGUGCUGCAGUAGCAUAUCUAAGAGUCCAAUCAGGUGAAAGGAUUAUGUGCUCACUUUUCGGUUCAAAAACGAAGGUAGCACCUAUUAAACUCAUGUCAAUACCGAGGUUGGAACUCGUAGCAGCAGUCAUAGGAGCCAGAUUCGCCGAUAGCAUUCGUCAAUCACUCUCUAUUCAUCUCAACAAGAUUGUACUGUGGUCAGAUUCUGCAACUGUUUUGAGUUGGUUGAGCUCCGAUGCCAAAUCAGUAAAAGGCCAAUUUGUAGCGUUCAGAAUAGCGGAGAUCCAAGAAAUCACAAACAUUGCUGAUUGGAGUUACGUGCCGUCCGAAAUGAACCCAGCAGAUGAUGCAACGAAGUGGAAGAAAGGGCCUUCACUAGAUAUGAAUGAUCGUUGGAUGCAGGGUCCACAAUUUCUGUACAUGAAGGAGGAAGACUGGCCAUAUACAUCCCGAGAAAACUAUCAUGCUAUUUCCGAAGUAGUGUCAGUAAUCCCAACAAGUAAAUUUGAAAGCUGGGGCAAGUUGCUGAGGGUCACAGCAUAUGUUUGCCGCUACAUGGACGCAUUACGUGGUAUAAAAAGAGAAAACCUAGCUUUGUCUUCGGAAGAAUUCCAACGAGCAGAGCGUGUCGUCUACAGGCAUAUUCAAGCAGAAUCGUUAUCUUCGGAAUUGGAAUUCGCUUCAUCACCGAGAAACGUUGCAAGGAAGACAGCCCAGUGUUCGAGUAUCAUACUCUCAAUGAAACCCUAUUUAGACGAAAACGGAGUAAUGAGAUCCAUGAGUCGAAUUGAUAAUGCAAAGUGGCUGAACAUAUACACAAGACGUCCAGUAAUACUUCCCGACAAUAAUCGAGCAACAAGACUCUUAAUACGUCAUUAUCACGAGAAAUUUCGGCAUAUCAACCACGAAUCUGUCGUGAACGAAGUAAGAAAGAAAUAUUUUAUUCCCAAACUAUGA